CACCACCUACCUGUUGGUUCAUUCAGCAAACAUGGCGAGCGGCGGAGGUGUUGCAGUAGCUUCCUUGUGGACCGAAGUGAACCGCUGCGGCCAAAGCGGAGACUACACACGCGCUCUGAAAGCUCUCACAAAGAUUUUACACGAGAACAGGGAUGAUGUGACGGCCCUUCACUGUAAAGUAGUGUGCCUUGUUCAGACAGGAAGCUUCAAAGAGGCGCUGAAUGUGAUGAACACUCACUCUAAAUCGCUCGGCAGUGAUGUUGUGUUUGAGAAGGCGUACUGUGAGUACCGGCUAAACCGAGUGGAAAGCUCCCUGAAGACCAUAGAAAGUGCUCCUGAACAGACGGACAAGCUGAAGGAGCUUUACGGUCAAGUGUUGUACAGACUGGAGCGCUAUGAGGAGUGCAGGUCAGUCUACACGGAUCUGAUCAGGAAUUCCCAGGAUGAGUACGAGGAGGAGAGAAAGACCAACCUUGCUGCUGUAGUUGCUGCAAUGAGUCAGUGGGAGAAGGCAUCAAUGGAGGAUCUUGGACUUCCUGAGUCUACGUAUGAGCUGUGUUACAACACAGCCUGCGCUCUGAUUGGCCAAGGACAGCUGACUGAAGCUUUCAAUAAGUUACGGCAAGCAGAAGAGCUUUGCAGAGUCUCACUGGCCGACGAUUCUGAUGUAACUGAAGAGGACAUAGAGUCAGAGCUUGCUAUCAUCCACUCUCAGAUGGCAUACAUUAUGCAGUUACAGGGUCGAACAGAUGAAGCUCUGCAGCUCUACAAUCAGGUCAUCAAGCUCAAACCUUCUGAUGUGGGCCUGCUGGCCGUGACGGCCAACAAUAUCAUCACGAUAAACAAGGACCAAAAUGUGUUUGACUCAAAGAAAAAAGUGAAACUGACAAACGCAGAAGGUGUUGAGUACAAGCUGGCAAGGAAGCAGCUGCAGGCCAUCGAGUUCAACAAAGCCCUGCUGGCCAUGUACACUAACCAGGCUGACCAGUGCAGGAAACUGUCCUCCAGUCUUCACUCUCAGAAUCCAUCUCACCCGCGGCCGGUCCUAAUCCAGGCAGCUCAGCUGUGCAGAGAGAAGCAGCACAGCAGAGCCAUAGAGCUCCUACAGCAAUUUUCCGAUCAGAACCCAGAGAGUGCAUCUUGUAUCAAGCUAACAAUGGCGCAGCUGUAUUUAGUACAAGGUCACGUUACCAAAGCCUGUGAUGUUCUGAGGUCCAUUGAGGCGUUUAGGCACAAAGCAGGAAUGGUUUCAGCUUUGGUGGCGUUGUAUUCUCAUGAAGAAGACAUCGACGGCGCUAUCGAUGUCUUCAAGCAAGCUAUUGAGCAUUUUCAGUCUGAACAGCCCGGAUCUGCUGCACACUUGGCUCUGGUGAGAGAAGCUGCAAAUUUCAAACUGAAGCAUGGACGGAAAAAAGAAGCCAUCAGUGACCUGGAGCAGCUGUGGAAACAAAACACAAAGGAUGUUCACACCCUGGCACAACUCAUCUCUGCUUAUUCACUGGUGGACACCAAUAAAGCCAAAUCCCUCAGUAAACACCUUCCGUCUGCAGAAACCAUGUCCUUCAACGUGGACGUGGACGAGCUGGAGAACUCCCACGGCGCCACAUUUGUCAGGAAAAAGGCCGGUAAAGUGGUGGGUGAAAGCCUUCCCAAAGAGCCAGGCCAAGUAGAGCUCAAGAAGAAGAAGAAGAAAAAGAAAGGCAAGCUGCCCAAGAACUAUGACCCCAAUGUGACCCCUGACCCCGAGAGGUGGCUUCCUAUGAGGGAGCGCUCCUACUACAGAGGGAAGAAGAAGGGCAAGAAGAAGGAGCAGAUAGGAAAAGGAACACAGGGAGCAAUGGCAGGAGCUUCAGCUGAGCUCGACGCCAGUAAGACUGCUAGCAGCCCCCCCACCUCCCCGAGACCAGGCUCUGCUUCUGGAUCGUCCACCGCUCCCAGCAGCAGUGGAGUGGUCCCACCUCGACAGCAGAAACCUUCGUCCUCUGGAGCCACCCGCAAGAAAGCACCACAGAAGAAGAAGAAGGGGGGCAAAGGGGGCUGGUAGUAGCAACCUCUGAUUGGCUGAGAUGUUUUGUUUCAACCUUUGCCUUUUUUCCCCCUCUGUUCAGAUAAUUUAUUCAGACAUAAAACAAUGCUCUUUGCUUUUCUCUAACUAAAUCUUUUUGGUACCAAAUAAAAUAACAGGUGAAUAUUUAAAGGGCAGUUCCACUCAAAUGUGCUUUAUGUUGUUCCAUUUAAACAGUGUUAAUGCUUUUAUUCGCUUGUGACCUUUUGAGGUCUCUGAUCAAGAGCACUACAAAUGAAAUCAGAUAUGUUUGCAGCCAGUGAAGUUCUACAGGUGUAUUUUUCUAUCUCUGUGACUGUUGUGUUGUACAGCUUCUGUAGAAGACAUGUACUAGACAAGGUCAGAUUAAAUGAUCAUCUACUCAGUAAGAAGAAAAAAAUCAAAUCUUAAGUCAUGGCAGUUAUUCAGAUCAUUUUUAACUAUCACAAACUUCGUAUGUUAUAUUUAAAAAGGUUUCCUUCUAAUCUGCAGAUUUUUGAUUGGCUGUGUAAGUACAGCUUUUUAUUUCAUAAUGUCAAGUCUUCAUUUUAGGGGAUUGUCCUUUAGGAUUUCAAAAUCAACUCUUGUUUUUAUGUUCUUGUACUUUUUUUUUUUUUAUUUGUUUGCUGUUGGAAACGUUAUUUUUGGAAUUGGGGGGAAAAAACUGAUUCCUUUUUUGGCCAAGCAGGUCACAUUUGUUACAUCUCAAUAAAACUCUGAACAGUGA
Messenger RNA from Nothobranchius furzeri (turquoise killifish), 2771 nucleotides. RefSeq names its product signal recognition particle 72 (gene srp72). Gene Ontology annotation, cellular component: signal recognition particle, endoplasmic reticulum targeting. The record is from RefSeq and is a predicted model, not a curated record. Gene Ontology annotation, molecular function: 7S RNA binding; ribosome binding; protein binding. NCBI's taxonomy places the organism in Eukaryota, Metazoa, Chordata, Actinopteri, Cyprinodontiformes, Nothobranchiidae. Gene Ontology annotation, biological process: SRP-dependent cotranslational protein targeting to membrane.